Molecule: messenger RNA, 579 nt
Organism: Nanorana parkeri
Lineage: Eukaryota; Metazoa; Chordata; Amphibia; Anura; Dicroglossidae
Gene: ACYP2
Product: acylphosphatase 2
Exons: 4
Coding region: 188-544 (118 amino acids)
Molecular function (GO): acylphosphatase activity
Source: RefSeq, a predicted model, not a curated record
AGUGUCCUGGUCCGCAUUGAUAAAGCCCUUUGUUCAGAACGGUCUGGGGCAGCAGCGGUUAAGACGAUGGAGUGCCCAGAUGGUCGCAGUGCUGGCUGCGAUCACGCUCCUCCCUGAUUGGUCUUUCUUCUGCGUGGUGACACCUGUAAGAUGAGAUGUCAGACUGUGGAGUUCAGCUGCUGCCUCAAUGCGUACAGCCCUGAUCCUGGCUCUUAUUUUCACCUGCAUGACCAUGUCUGGCCUAGCCAAAGCCUCAAACACUCUGAAAUCUGUAGAUUAUGAAGUCUUUGGCCGUGUUCAGGGUGUAUGCUUCAGAAUGUAUACAGAAGAUGAAGCCAAGAAGGUUGGAGUGGUUGGAUGGGUGAAGAAUACAAGGCAGGGGACUGUAGCGGGCCAGGUACAGGGUCUUGAAGACAAAGUCAGCUCCAUAAAAGCCUGGCUGAGCAAAGUGGGCAGUCCUAGUUCCCGGAUUGAUCGAACCGUAUUUUCUGAUGAAAAGGAGAUCUCUAAACUUCAGUACAAUGGAUUCAGCACCAGAUACUGAAGCAAUGCCGUAUACAACUGCUGGAUAAUGACUAG